AAAAUCUGCCUACAAUUCAAAGUCGUAGAAAUCAUCUGCAAACACAAUCCUAAAGUCACAAUUCACUAUUCUAAGUCUUUAUUUUUUCCUUAUCUUAUAAAGGCUUUGCAAAAGUACAGUCCCUCUUUUUUUUUGAAAAUCCUACGCCCAGUUCAUUUUGGUCAGCAGUCACCUAGUACACUUCAAAAUGGCGGCCUUAAUGGAAGCGGUCUUUUUCUUCUUGAGCACAUUUUCUUAUUAAAUGUCCCUUAUGGAUGCCUUUUUCUAGUAAAAAUACAAUAAAUUCUGACCCUUUUGGCAUAUUGACAUUUUUAUAUGGACAUCAUUGGCAUUUCUUGGUUAUAAAAAGAGCUUAUUUACAAGCCAUCCAUGUCGGUUGAAGACGACUACGUCCGGUGGCAGAGGGCCGCGACUCGUACACGAGCCCUCAGACCAAGCAAAACAGACGCUUUCUUUGCCGAUGUUAACGCUCUCCUAGACGAACUGAACUCGUUAUAUUUCGGAUCACCAGUUAUCGGCCGACAUGAGGAUGCCUGGCCUGUCCUGUCCAAGUUUGCUGCAGUUGUACCCAGUAAUGGCACCAAUGAUCACCUGGCCACAAAGUUCUGCCAGUUAGUUAUCAAUCUACUCUCCAAGCAAAAGGUGAUCAUUAACCAAGACAUAACAGAUGACCUACUAGAAUUCUUAACCAAAUCAAUCCAGAGCAGUCAAAAAUGGGUGUUACCCGAUCACUUGAAAGCGCUUGGAGCUGUUCUGUACGAGAAUGCACCAAUGUGCUCUAAGUACUUGGAGAUGCUUCUUGCUGAACCACCUACAGGAUUAUUGGCUGGUCUUAUUUGCGAUCCUGGAUGGGACAUGGAAACAAGAUGUAAUGCAGUCAGUUGCAUCGCAAACACCUGUCUCAAAUCCAGCACUGGCCAAACCAUUGGAAGUGAUCAUGUGACAAGAGCAUUCGAGAUUAUUUUGAACACAAUCAAAUUCAAGCCUCAGCAAGCCAUUGAAGAUGUAGAUCACUACAGGCUUUUGCUCAAUGGUCUAAGAGCUCUACAAGUCAUUCUUGUUCUCAUGCCGUCAGUGGAUGCAUCCUACCAGCAGUCUCUUUUGUCUGCAUUAAAGAAUUGCAUGCUUUGUGGUCUUCCUGGUUAUAAACCAUGUUUUCUGGAGAGAAGCAACAUUGCUACAAGUUCAGAACUGCAAGCAGAUGAUUUAUCAUCCGUCAAUCUACCAGUCUUUCCACCCAAAUCAAGGUCAUACCAAAACUCAGGCACCGUCAAGAAAAAGAAAAAGAGAAAUGCUCAGCGAAAAGACAAAGGCUACUCCAACAAGACACCCAGCUACAACUCUAGCCCCAACUUAAGAUUCCCUGUUGACCACUCCUCAACUGAUGCUUUGAUGCCAGCAUUUGCUAAGGCCAGUCUUUCAAAUAGUGACUCACCAAUUUCAACACAAGGUGAUACUUUGAGAAAUGGUGCAAAGCACGAUAGGCCUCAUGUUACAGGGGCUGGGGAUUUGGUCCAUUCUGGCUCAUCAUCCUUCGGGGAGUCUGCUAGUGUGGUUGGAUUAGGGUCCUCCAUUGGACAGGAUACUGGUUCUGACGCAAGGGUAUCUACAAGCUCUGACUCUGAAUAUUCAGACAGUGAGGCUGGACAGCUGCUGAGAUUAAGAUCAAUGAUGUCUAAAGUACGACAAACGGCUCUUGGAUGUCUUCAAGCAGUUGUCAAGGGAAUGAACAAAAAAGUGAUGUUUGGUUAUUGGUCAUCAUUUAUACCAGACACAACUACCAGUGGCUGUUCCUGGUCGCUGUUCUCCAUAAUUCUCAGAGACCCUUCACCUAGGGCUCGGUCAGGAGGGGUGGGAGUGCUCACAGAACUCCUGGACGGCUCCAGACAAUUCCUGGCAGCUGCUGAAGACAGAGAGGAGCUGAGCCCCGCCCGCCCCUACACCUCUUUUUCCAUCAAGCUGGCGAGCACUAUCCAUGAGCUACAUCGGUGUCUCCUCCAAGCACUUAUAGCUGAGACCUUUCUGCCUGCCAAGCUGCAUCUUCUCAAGUGUCUGUCUGUCCUUGUGCUAAACUCGCCCUAUAACAGGCUGAAGACUGGGCUUCUUACGCGUGUUGUUCAUCAGGUUAAGCCUUUGAUCAACAAUAAAGAUUCAAGUUUGUGCAUUGCCGCUUUGACAUGUCUCGGGAUGGUUGUCUCGGUCAAUGCCCCCCUGACUGAGGUGAGAGAAAUAACAAGGCCACCUCAGGUGUCUACCGCCACUGACCCGACACAAAUGCAGGAAGCCAAGAGAGGAAGCCAAGAGGAAAGAACUGGUAAUUCAUCAAGAACAUCAAGAGAAUCAGAAGCUCUAAACGCAUCAGAAGGGAAAGAAACAUCAUGGCUCUUGACAGCAUGUGUCAAAGCUGUUGCCAAGCAACCCAGAGACAUUCAGCCAAUGCAAGUCCGGAUUGAAGCCAUUCAAGUGCUGACCGCAUUUGUGAGGAACUACUUUGAGCAUGCAAGCUCCCAUGUUCAGUUGCUCAGCAAAAUUGCAUCUUCCUACCUCAGUAUCGAUGAACAGACCAUCUCAAUGUUUGCAAUAAAGUUACUGGAAGAACUUUCCAAAACGAUGAAUGUUUAUCUCAGUGGUGAGAAGAAGUCAUCAGAAGUCAGUGUUACUCAAGAAGAGCUUCUUGGGUUCUGGAUGGAACUACUAGAAGGGCCUUUUCUUGGUUUAAUGCAGUCUGGGAAUCCAAAAGGAGCCAAGCUCACGAGUACUGCAAUUGACUGCCUGUCAAACAUUGGACCAAUUGUAUUUGAGAUCUUACCAGAAGACAAGAGGAUCACGUGCAUCACAAUGCUGCUAGGUCUCGCAAACGAGGACGACAACUACAUAAAGGCAUCGGCAGUACGUGCAGUAGGCGUACUUGUGCUUUACCCGUGCCUAAGAGACGACGUCCUAUUCGUCGCAGACACCGCCAAUGCUGUCUUGACUUGCAUGGAGGACAGAAACAUCGCUGUACGCAUGAGAGCUGCAUGGUCGCUAGGCAACCUGACUGACGCUCUUGUCGUGAACAGGUUUUCUGGGAACUCGUCAUUUGUGGAAGACUUCUCGGACAUGUUGCUGCUCAAGUUGUUGGAUCUUGCCAUCUCCGCCAGUAGCGAUCAUGAAAAGGUCAAAUCCAAUGCAGUGCGAGCUCUUGGUAACAUCUUACGAUACCUCACCCCUGCCAUGCUAGCAAAACGCGGGUUUUCGCUGAGCUUAGAGCGUGCAAUACAGGCCCUGGCUAAUAAUGUAUGCUCCGGUCUCAUGAAGGUACGGUGGAAUGCGUGCUAUGCUGUUGGGAACGUCUUCCGUAACGCAAUCCUGCCUCUUGGAUCCGCCAAGUGGACGGGAACGAUAUUCUCAGCGUUGGAGAGUGUGAUACGCGACUGCAAGAACUUCAAGGUUCGGAUAAAUGCAGUCCUGUCGCUGUCCAUUCCAAAAGAAAGGCAUUGUUAUGGUGACGUCAAUCAGUUUGUCAGUAUCAUAGCAACGCUGAGCAGUGCACUGGAAGCAACCAAUACGCUGACAGACUUCUCAGAAUUCAAAUACCGUGACACGUUGCGACAACAGUUGUGCAACACACUUUGUCAUCUGAUAUCUCUGGUGGCUGUUGAAGACUUGCCCCACCUCAGCCCAGUACUUGACCCCUGCAAGGACUCUUUGAGAGGCUUCCUGAGUGACUACUCUACUCACUUGACAUCACAGACUCCAGAGGAACAACCAGAUCACUUAGAUGUGUCCAUGGAAGAAAAUCAAGGCAAGCAAUCGCUUGAUGACCGAGCACAAAUUCUUCAACAAGCAAGAGUGCAUGUAUGUGAGGAACUAGGCAUCAGUCUUCCAUCUGUCAAGAUUCUACGAGAGGUGCUGGAACCAAUAACGAGACAAGAAACUAGAAGUGCCCCAAUGACAUCAGACUAAAUAUAAACACAGAAAUUGACCCAGAGACAGCAAGGCACUCUGGGAUUUUGACCCAAAGACAGCAAGGCACUCAGGGGUUUUGACCCAAAAACAGCAGAGCACUCUGGGAUUUGAGUCAAAGAAUGCAGGGCACUCUGGAAUUUGAGUCAAAGAAUGCAGGGCACUCUGGGAUUUUGACCCACAGGGCAUGCUGGGAAUUGGACCAAAGACAACAUGCGAACAUAGGCUAGGUGCUUGGAUUUGAUCUACAAGCAGUCUAUCUUCUAGCUCUGGAAAUGGGCCAAAUACAGUAAAAUAACAACAUUUGUUUCAGUAUUUGGAAUAUUUAAUACUAAAAAGCAUCAUUGGCUGUUCUACUGCACACAGCCAACUCUUUCUAUUAUGAACAAAUCUGGUAUUUUAAUACAAAUAUUUUAGGAUAGCAUUUCUUUUUUACAUCAAAGAUGAAAAGUGCUAUUUUUUUUCUUUUGCUUUUGUAAAGAUUGGUAAAUUGUCUUAAGAUAAGUGCUAGAUGUUUUUUCUUAUUUUUUUUUUUUGUUUGGCUUUGAUAUAGAUUUAGAAAUUGUCUUUUGCUCAUACCAUUUAUUUAUCCAUUCUUCUUGGAGGGUGGUCACAUUAGCUGAUCAGGUUCUGAUAGCCAGUCUCUGUCUUCACAUAUGAUGGCUUGCGGUUUACAAGGGCCUGGGGAAAGCACAGAAAAUAUAAUUUAAUCAAUUGUUAUAAUCUUAAAUAAAUUCAGAUCUUUUGUUUAAA
Molecule: messenger RNA, 4698 nt
Organism: Nematostella vectensis (starlet sea anemone)
Lineage: Eukaryota; Metazoa; Cnidaria; Anthozoa; Actiniaria; Edwardsiidae
Product: HEAT repeat-containing protein 6
Exons: 27
Coding region: 370-3945 (1191 amino acids)
Source: RefSeq, a predicted model, not a curated record